Messenger RNA from Sparassis crispa, 264 nucleotides. RefSeq lists its product as hypothetical. Bases 1 to 264 code for a protein of 87 amino acids. The transcript is spliced from 2 exons. NCBI's taxonomy places the organism in Eukaryota, Fungi, Basidiomycota, Agaricomycetes, Polyporales, Sparassidaceae. The record is from RefSeq and is a predicted model, not a curated record.
AUGACCCCGGAUUUCCCGGCUAUGCGGGAGAUCACCGACAGGGUUACACUGAAGGAUAUCACAUUCCAAAUUGCGCCGUCGCUGAAAUUGAACCUCCGGGGUUGGGAAACAAGAGUUCGGUCCGAAAUAUGUACAAAAUCGUCCAUCAUCGUCAAGCACAAGGGUUGCACGACUAACCAGAAGAGGUCACGUUCAUCGACCAGAGUGCCGAAUUUGCUGAAGCAGAAUCCUCUCCGCCAGCCAAGCACCAACCUAUACGAGUAG